AUGCCUUUUGGCGCUGUAUUCUACCUUCCCGCAACAAGCGCAAUAAGCAAUACGGGUUACGGAUCUGUUUUAAAUAUGGCGGAGAAUCUAAGUACUAUUCUUUCUGAAAUCACUACUUGCAAAUCACCAAAAGAAGCUACUGAAAAGUUUUCAAACUUGCUCAAAUCUCUUCCUCAGUCUUCCGAUAGUUUACUAGCUGAUAUAACUACAAUCGUCAACACAAUUUCUCAGGAUAUGGUGACAGUUAUAGCGGCCAGGAAGUUUUGUGAUGAACUUAUAAACUUUGUGAAUCAAGUUCCUGAUAAUUCUUUAGCGAUUAGUGCAUUGCAAAUUCUACUUUCUCGAAUGCAGUCAAGAAAUAUUGCUUUUGAAUCUCAAUUGGUUGAACUACGUGAUUCACUUUCUAAGCGAUUAGAAGCUGUGGGAAACCUUCGUGAAGCCGCUACUGUUUUGUCUGAUAUACCAUUAGAGAGUGGACAACGAGUCUAUGGAGUAAAUUAUAAAUUGGACAUCUAUUUGAGAAUAGCCGAAUAUUUCUUGAAAAUUCAUGAAAUUCAAGAAGCUGAAGUUUUUGUAAAUCGGGCAUCUUUGCUGCAACCGGAAUGUCAGAAUCAGCAACUUUUGGUUCGGUACAAGAUAGCCUAUGCACAUUUAUUGGAUUUAAAGCAAAAAUUCCUCGAAGCUGGUCAACGUUAUGCUGAAUUGUCCAUAAGAUUUCCAUGGCUUGAUGAUUCCGAGCGUUUGGCCUUUAUAGAACGUGCGUUAGCAGCUGCCUUACUUUCAAGUGCUGGUCAACAACGUUCUAGAUUAUUAGCUACUUUAUAUAAAGAUGAACGGUGCCAAACUUUCGAUGCCUACCCAAUUUUAGAAAAUAUGUUUAUGGGACGUUUAAUCAAUCGUUCAUCACUUUCCAGUUUGGAGCCUUUGCUUAAGAAAUAUUAUCCUCAUUUAUUACAGUCUUCAUUACAAGAUUUUUCGGAAAUAACUUCAAGUAUUCAAGAUCAGUCGGGGAAAUUGUCAUCCAUAACUUCAUCUUCUGUACAAAAACUGCUUGAACGAGCUUUAAUUGAACAUAACAUGUUAGCUGCCAGUCUAAUCUAUAAUAAUAUCAGUUUGGAGAAUUUAGGUCUUCUUUUGGAAAUAUCUGCAAGUGAGGCUGAAUCUAUCGCCUCUCAAAUGAUUAGUGAAGGAAGAUUAAUUGGUAAACUUGAUCAAAUUGAUGGUGUUAUUCAUUUUGAAAGCAGAGAUCCUGGUGUUUCAUCUUGGAGUAUGCAUAUUCAAAGUUUAUGUACAGCUGUUAAUCGUAUAGUUGAAGAUAUUGAAGCCGCACAUCCUGAUUGGGUUCAUUCUCAUUUGAAUUCCAGAAUGGUUAUAGAUCCACCAUUAACACUUAAAGGAAUGGAAUUAUGGUCUUGUUCCGGUCAAGUACCAUGA
Schistosoma curassoni is the source of this 1434-nucleotide messenger RNA. Lineage: Eukaryota; Metazoa; Platyhelminthes; Trematoda; Strigeidida; Schistosomatidae. The record is from the annotation of a GenBank genome assembly.